Molecule: messenger RNA, 471 nt
Organism: Exophiala mesophila
Lineage: Eukaryota; Fungi; Ascomycota; Eurotiomycetes; Chaetothyriales; Herpotrichiellaceae
Exons: 6
Coding region: 1-471 (156 amino acids)
Biological process (GO): RNA splicing
Cellular component (GO): nucleus; exon-exon junction complex
Source: RefSeq, a predicted model, not a curated record
AUGACCACCGAUAAUUCGAACGAACCGUUCUACGUUCGAUACUAUUCCGGCCAUUCUGGACGUUUUGGUCAUGAAUUCCUUGAGUUUGAUUUUCGAGUGAUUGGGGAUGGGAGAAGUGCGACCGCGAGAUAUGCAAACAACUCCAAUUACCGCAACGAUUCACUCAUUCGCAAGGAGAUGUGUGUCAGUUCCCUCCUCAUCGCCGAGAUCAAGCGCAUCAUCAAAGACAGCGAAAUAACCAAAGAAGACGAUUCGCGGUGGCCACAGAAGAACAAAGAUGGCAGACAAGAACUGGAGAUCAGGCUUGGUAGCGAUCACAUUCAAUUCGAGACCGCAAAGAUUGGUUCUCUCGGGGAUGUGUCCGAUUCGGCUGACCCGGAGGGUCUGCGUGUCUUCUACUACCUAGUUCAGGACCUGAAGGCAUUGGUCUUUUCGCUCAUAUCGCUGCAUUUCAAGAUCAAACCCAUCUGA